AUGUCCUCCGCGGCGCGUUCUCGCCUCCUGCUCUCGCAUCGCGUCACCACGAACAGUGUCCCGUCAACCAGCGACCAAACUGGAGCGCGCGUCCGGGUGAAUAAGAGAAUCCACGCUCAGCAACAACAGAAAAGCAAAGCAAACAAAAAGAAGAAUGAAAACUCGAGAUACGAGUUCCCGGGAAGCAUGCCCUCGGCGUUCCAGAAAGACGUCACGCGAGCGUUAGAACAAGCGAAAAGAGCGGAGAAAGUUUGGUCGUGCGAAAUCACCGACUUCUAUUCUCCUCCGUUGUGCGAUUGGAUCGAAGCCGCGGUGAAGAAAAACUUUGGAGAAGCGAUUGUGUGCAACAGGUUCGGAGGAUUUUCCGGGGCGGAACAGCAGAGGGUUCUGCUCGCGAGACGGGACAACAGCGAAGAACUGUUCGAGUUGGCGAAGAAAGAUGAGUUUUUCGCGAACGAAGAGGACGAAGGUGAAGUGGAUACGAACAACUGCGCGAUCGCGUGCGUGAACAUAAGCGGAAAGUUUGCGUUCGAUCCGGCGUCCCAUCCGGAUUUUUUAGGCGCGGUGCUCAACGCCGGCGUGAAACGCGAGAAGAUUGGAGACAUCUUGGUCAAUAAUUCUUCCGAGGGUGGAGCGAAAGUUUUGGCGACGCCUGCGAUUGCGGUUUUCUUGACGAGAGCGUUGGAAUCUGUGCGCACGGUUAAAGUGACCGUGGAGCUUUUUCCUCUUAGCGAAUUAGAAGGCGCCCAAGGCGCGCAGGUUCAAGAACCGGUAAGAACUUACGAAGCCUCGCUUCGGUUAGACGCCGUGGCAUCUGCUGGAUUUCGGUGUGCGAGAAGUAAGAUGGGUGAGGAUAUCGUAAAAGGAAACGUGAAGCUAAACUACAACGUGUGCGAAAAGAAGAACGCGACAGUUGGGCAAGGUGAUAUGAUUAGUUGCCGAGGAAGAGGAAGAGUAGAAGUGAAAGAAAUUUUGGAGCAGCAGAACGAUCGGUAUAGAAUUGAGUUGGUGCGAUACAAGUAG
Molecule: messenger RNA, 1023 nt
Organism: Bathycoccus prasinos
Lineage: Eukaryota; Viridiplantae; Chlorophyta; Mamiellophyceae; Mamiellales; Bathycoccaceae
Product: RNA-binding S4
Exons: 1
Coding region: 1-1023 (340 amino acids)
Molecular function (GO): RNA binding
Source: RefSeq, a predicted model, not a curated record